Molecule: messenger RNA, 2724 nt
Organism: Frieseomelitta varia
Lineage: Eukaryota; Metazoa; Arthropoda; Insecta; Hymenoptera; Apidae
Gene: spz3
Product: protein spaetzle 3
Exons: 8
Coding region: 853-2289 (478 amino acids)
Biological process (GO): regulation of Toll signaling pathway; central nervous system formation; innate immune response
Cellular component (GO): extracellular region
Molecular function (GO): growth factor activity; Toll binding
Source: RefSeq, a predicted model, not a curated record
GGUUAAAACGCUUCUCUUUCAGUUGUCGCUCGCCAACGUAGCGUUUCGCGCGGUGUCACGCAUGCCUCUCGGCGAUUUUCGACGAGCUGCUCGUGUUUCGCGCACGAGCAAGCACGUGUCUCGUUCUCAGCGAAUGCAUCUCGCGGAAUAGUAUUUCAUUUUCGUCGAUGUCCCGUUUCAUUUUCCUGUUGUGAAUUAAUCGUGCUUGCAUCUCGCCUCUUGUUCUGCUUUCAGCUUCUGCUUUUCGUUGGAAAAUCGUUUCGAUUAUCGAAAGUGAAAGCAACCGACGGAGAUUUUUUUGUUUCGGUGCGUGUCUCGAUCGUGUCUCCGUUUUAAAUUCAUCAAGCUACUCGAAAGCUUUGAAACGGAUUGAAUUGGGUCGAUCUCAUGUCUACGAAAGCAUUACGCGAGAAGAAUAGGGGAAGAUAGAAGUCAUUAAUCUUCGACGAGUAAUCUUAGUCGUGCUAUCUGGAAAACUUUGAAUAAUCGAAAUUCCAAACAAUUAGCGGACGUUUCGAAUAUCGAGUAUGUUGCUACAGUUUAUAAAACGGAAACAGUACUUCGGUGAAAAUACGUCAGUGAAAUUUAAACGUGUUUGAAAAAGAUUUAUGUUGAAAAAACACUUGUGAAAAAAGUUGAAAUUGCUCGAAUAAUUAACGUAGUUCUAAAAUAGUUCUUCAAUUUUUCUUUACUGACUAAUCAUGAAGUUUAUGGCAAUAAAAUGUGAUUUUCUACACGAUCAAAAUCACGGUCGUCGGAGCUGAGAGUUUGAAAAAGAAAAUUGACAACCGGAGGACGUGCUUCUCUAUUUCCUUCUGAAGUGACGUUCUUAUUUCACGAAGAAAAAUAAAAAUGUCACUGGUCAACUUCACCUUGCCGUAUCAGUCGGCAACGCCUACACCAUUCUUCUACGGUGGACAAAACGGAGGACAAUCGACAGCGAACAACCUUCGCCUCAACGCUGUACUUCCGCCUGCGCCCGCUCCAAAUUUUAACGAUCAGGAAUCUUUCCUGAACGAACCGUAUAUACCACCUGCUGCCUACCAACAACAGCAACAACAAAGGCAACGUCAAUCGACCUUCAACCGACAGAGAAACUCAAACGCGUUCGCCGAGCAAUCGUCCUUCUCGUCUACGCAGGACAAUCGAUACGCGAAUUACAAUCAAGAUUUUAGAAGAACGCAACCACGGCAACAGCAACAAAUGAGAUUCCCGCCGUCGUUGCCGCAACAACGACAACGAGUACCGACAGAGGGGGAUCAAGAUAAUUUUAGAACAUCGAGAAUGCCAGAACAGGAGAGCUAUCCUGAUAGACCGAACGGGUAUACGAGAGUUAACGGUGAAAGUGGACCUGGUACAAAAACUUCAAUUCACGCUGUUUUAGACUAUGAUGACGACUUCGAUGAUUACUACGACGACAAAGAUCCAGAAAUACCAAGGGACGCUCACGUAACGCCAAUUCAAGGUCCAAUCUUUUUGAAAAAUGGCUCAGUCCCCGUAGUGCCACUGUAUUCUUAUCCGCAAUUAAAUAAUGGCACAUUUGUACAGAUACCGAUUCUUUGGACUGCUCUCUCUGUUGCUCUGGGCGUUGAAUUGCGAGGAGAUUUAGUACGUGGUGUACCAUGCAUUAAAAAAUAUCAUCAGCUGUUUUGUCCAACUGCCGGAAAUACAUAUCCAAUAGAACGGAUAGAACGUUUUAUUGAUGAAAAUAAGGCAUUAAUGAAGAGAAUGUACGGUGACUUCGAAAUGAGUUCAGGAUACGGCUCCCCGACGAGAGAACCCGGUCAUCGAACACGUAGAAGAAGAAAAAGCAGGGAAGCUACAGAACACGAUAUUCCUGAUGGUGGUCCUAGUUUUCGUGACGAAUUGCAUCCGGAAAUGGUAGCUGAUGGUGAUUCAUUCUUCGCUAAUGUCAGAAGGAUCAGAAAUCCCCGACAAUCUCCUGGAAAAAAUCGGAACGAUAGUGGCAGAGUUGAUGCAUGUGAAUCUAAAGUGGAAAUUGUAACUCCUUAUUGGGCCAGCAAUAGUGCUGGCAAAAUUCGUGCCAUUGUGAACACACAACAUUUUGAGCAGGCCAUUCACCAGGAAGUUUGCUCGAAAACUCAGACAAACCGUUGUACUGGAGAUUGUGGUUGCGAACAGAAAUACAAAUGGCACAGAUUGCUUGCGUACGAUCCUGACAAUGAUUGCAAAGGUAUCUUUAUGGACUGGUUCCUUUUCCCGUCUUGCUGCGUCUGCAGAUGCGACCCGAUUACCAAUAAAUUUUCCUCCUCGAACAAUCGAAAUUAAACUUUAUUUACCUUUUUUACAAAUAAGAGCUUCUUAAGAAAUUAGGAAUAGAUGUGGAUUUUUAUGCAUUUAUGAAACAUUUAACUUUUAACUGUUACCAUCUAUUAAAUGCCAUCGAGGCCAUAAAAAUUAAUUUUGGAAUUUUUGAGUUGAUUUAAUUUUAUUUUUAUCUCCAUCCAGGAAAAAUAUAAAAUCAAAUAACUUAAAUUUUAGUAAAUAUACAUUGUUGUACUUACCUAUGACCCCAUGAUUUAAAACCUACAGGAUUAAAACUGUAAAAGUAUAUGGAACACAUCUAACUUACACUUUAUACUUAUCGUAGUUUAUUUUUAUUGUCUACUAGCCUCUAUAUUGCUGUUGAAUUUUGAUUAUGCUCUUUAAUAUUUUUUUCUCUCCUUUUUUUUGUUCCGCAUGUUGUAUAUUUUUUAAAAAAGA